Sorghum bicolor (sorghum) is the source of this 1404-nucleotide messenger RNA. Its product is annotated as cysteine synthase-like. Lineage: Eukaryota; Viridiplantae; Streptophyta; Magnoliopsida; Poales; Poaceae. Gene Ontology annotation, molecular function: cysteine synthase activity. The transcript has 7 exons. Gene Ontology annotation, cellular component: cytoplasm. The record is from RefSeq and is a predicted model, not a curated record. Bases 50 to 1099 code for a protein of 349 amino acids.
GCCUGCCUACUCCCUCCUCCAGUGAAGAGAAUCCAACAAGCCAGCAGCCAUGGAUGGCGAGGAGGUUGGCAGGAGGGGUAUUCCUUCUCUGCUGAAGCCAUCUUCCUCCUCCGCCGAUGGCGGUGCUGGGGAACAAGAGCACAUCGCUUCUGACAUUACUCAGCUCAUAGGAUGGACACCACUGAUCGAACUGAAGCGAAUCACCAGCAAGGCUGGGAUUGAUGCGCGGAUCGUUGGCAAGAUGGAGGCUUACCAGCCGCUUUGCUCCAUCAAGGAUCGCUCUGCUUUGAGAAUGAUAGAAGAUGCAGAGGAGAGGGGGUUGAUUUCACCUGGAGUCACAACACUAGUGGAGCCGACAAGUGGUAACAUGGGGUUAGGAUUGGUCCUCUUUGCCAUUCAGAAAGGUUACAGGCUCAUUGCAGUUAUGCCAGCUAAAUAUUCGCUUGAUAAGCAGAUCUUGUUGAGAUUCAUGGGUGCUGAGCUGUACUUAACUGAUCCAGCCCUUGGUUUUCCGGGCAUGUUUGACAAAGUUGAACAGCUCCGAAAACAACUGCCAAAUGUACAUGUUCUGAAUCAAGUUACGAAUAAAGCAAAUUCUGAAGCCCACUUCAGAUUGACCGGACCUGAGAUCUGGAAGGACACAGCAGGCAAGGUGGACAUAUUUGUGGCCGGUUCAGGCACAGGAGGCACUGUUUCUGGUGUGGGAAAGUAUCUGAAGAUGCAAAAGCCAGGCGUCAAGAUCAUCUGUGUUGAGCCUGCAGAAAGCCCAGUGAUUUCAGGUGGUGCGCCUGGCAAGCAUAAAAUUCAGGGAGUAGGACCAGGAUUUAUACCUGAAGUCCUGGACACCUCGGUCAUCGACGAGACUGUCACUGUGACCACCGAGGAGGCCAUGACGAACGCGAAGAGGCUGGCCAAGGAAGAGGGCCUGCUUGUGGGCAUUUCUUCCGGAGCAAACCUGGCAGCUUGCUUGAAGGUCGCUUCGAGAGAGGAGAACAGGGGCAAGAUGAUCGUCACUGUGUUCCCGAGCGGCGGCGAGAGAUACAUGAACUCCGACCUCUUUGCAGAUGUACGAGAGGAGUGCAUUGCCAUGACAUUUUGAUCUCCCCGUUCUUUUGGAAGAUAGCACUGCACUUUAUACUGAAAAACACUGAAAACCCGAUUUCUCAAAAACACUGAAAACCCAGGAAUUGGGACUUUGGGAGCCAGAGCAUGAUACUGUCAGCACUUAGCAGUCUCCACACAAACAUAUUUCUGGGACUUGGCAGUGGCACUCGUCUCUUCGAGUAAAUGACACCGUGGAGGCAAACAUUUUGCUUCCUUAUUUGAUGGAUUUAUUUCCAGAAUAGAAAUGUUCUCUAUAUAUGACAAACCAAUUUCUUUAAUCCUAGGUGGCCAAGUCAAGCA